CUGAUUCCCAUUUGCAAAAGCAGUAGCUUGCUCAUUCCUCAUUCCUCUCGUCUGCUUCUCCCUCAUCCUCACUACAUCCCACACUUUCUUCAAACCCAAAAACCAUAAUAAGAAAGCGUCCCCCCACCCCCCUCCCAACAACAACAACAAUGGGCAUCCUCCUCCCUUUCUGCGUAGCUACCGACAACACUCGGCUCUACGCGAUCGCGAGGGCCACUCCUUACACCAGCAAAACCGAGUACUUCCUGCUGAUCAAAUCCAACGAUAACCCCUCCUCAGACCUCUCAAACCUCAACUGGACCCUAGUCAGCGCCGUCCCCGUUGCUGGAUACACCAACAUCAAGGUCUACGACCUCGAAUCCCUUUACACCUGCGCCAUAAACGACGCCGGUGUUUUUUCGAUUAUCGCUACUGAUCUGAUAUCGGCCGCCUACCUGGGUCUACAGUACCAACCCCUGGGCACCGGAGGCAGUGGCCCUGCGCCGGUGGUUGGCGGCGGAGUGUGGAAAAACUUUACGUUUGGGGCGACUUACAAUUGGCCUACUAUAUCCGGGACGCCUUUGUUUAACCUGAAGGAUAUACAGGGCAUAAAUACUUUGAUGCAGGUUUACAUUGCACAGAACUUGACGGAUUUUUUCGUUGCGGCGUUGGAUUCAACGACGAUGGUCAUGAACCGAGGAGAGGCGCCUUGGGCUAUCGGCCCAGACCAUACAUACUGGGCGAACCAUGCGGUCGCACACGUAGGCAGUUCAAUGUACACCUUUGGCGAGGGGUGGCCCAAUGAGUAUAUCAUCACAAUUCCAUGGGCAUCUCCUACAACGACUGUUCCAUCGGGCGGCAGCAAAUUCGAUAAUGCUACGGCAAUCACGGCGGUGUGUGGGACAUCCCUCGUAGGAUUGAGUAUGAGGCCCAUGGGAGAUCGGCUCCUUAUCGGUUGCUUGAACCAAAGGCCCGGACACUUCUUUUCCUACGACGGGAACACGAUAACGCAAUAUGCACCCGUACUGAACGUGCCCACGCAGUACCUGUCCAUGGUUCACUUUCCGGGAACCCCAAACCCCUUUGUAUUCAUGCACGAUCAAUCCAGUCUGUAUUCCAUACCCCUGAAUGGAACCCUGGCUAGCACUGUGAUCAUCAGUCGACAGAACUUUACGAUCGCGGAAUGCUAUGGAAUCAAUCCGUCUCCGGCGCCAUCGUCUACUGGAUCUGUCUCCCAAGUACCUUUCGCGACCGAUACUGUUGGAUCCAACAGCUCAUCUGGUGGAGGUGCUGGGCUGGGUAGUAGCAGCGCAGGGCUCAUUGGAGGUGUUUGUGCGGUGGUGGUCCUUGUGAUUGUAGGACUUACAUUGGUAUAUUUCAGAAAGAAGCGGCAGUUGCAGGAAGGGCAAAAGAAAGUGGGGGCGAAGAUGGAGUAUUAUCAGAACCCUGAAGAAAAGAUGUACCCGCCACAGAGUAUGCAGAACAUGGCACCCAUGACAAAUAUUACGACGAGAAGGCCUGAGGAGUGGCAAGCGGUUCAGGUACAUCACCAUCAACAGCAAUACCAGCCACAAUACCAGCCAUUAUACCAGCAGCAGCAGCAGCAGCCAAUGGAAAGUUACCAGUACAGUCAUUUGCAGUCAAACGCGACAUAUUCCAAAGCAGAACUAGAGGAUGAUUGAGAUACACGAAUAGAGGACGAGACUUGCU
Gamsiella multidivaricata is the source of this 1689-nucleotide messenger RNA. RefSeq lists its product as uncharacterized. The transcript is spliced from 3 exons. The record is from RefSeq and is a predicted model, not a curated record. NCBI's taxonomy places the organism in Eukaryota, Fungi, Mortierellomycota, Mortierellomycetes, Mortierellales, Mortierellaceae. Bases 150 to 1661 code for a protein of 503 amino acids.